Messenger RNA from Pundamilia nyererei, 13049 nucleotides. It is a transcript of the gene pkhd1l1.1, whose product is annotated as PKHD1 like 1, tandem duplicate 1. The transcript has 76 exons. NCBI's taxonomy places the organism in Eukaryota, Metazoa, Chordata, Actinopteri, Cichliformes, Cichlidae. The record is from RefSeq and is a predicted model, not a curated record. Bases 111 to 12581 code for a protein of 4156 amino acids.
CAACAGGUAAACAAAAUUUUCUCACAGCAGUACUUUUGUGUCACGUGAUUCACAAUCGGUCGAGAGAGGGACGCAGGUGAGGCAGCAAAGUAACCUGGGAGCUCUUCAGGAUGGAGGUCAAGUGGAAGGCCGCAGCUCUCCUCUUCGCUCUUUGGUGUUGCUGCGAUGCUCAGCGCAUAACCUCCGUGUCCCCACGCAUAGGAAGCGUCAAUGGAGCCACACGACUCACCAUUCAAGGAGAUGGUUUUGCACAGGAGCGGCAGUUCCAGCUGAAUCCAGUAGACGACAUGUUUGGAAACCGUGUGACCCUGGUGUCAAACACCCUGUCAGUCCCCUGUGAUGUGGAGAGAGACUCCACACACCGCAACCAGAUUAUGUGCUACACCAGACCCAUGCCAUAUGAUUAUUAUGAAAUCCAUGUCAGCGUGGAUGGUGUUCCCAUUCCAGACAACAGCAUGUGCCGUUAUAGUUCGCUCUGCAUCUUUACAACUGUUUGGUAUCGCACGCCUACUAUUGAAUCUCUGAGUCCAGUCAGUGGUCCUCCAGGCACAUUGGUGACCGUGUAUGGACGUAUCUUUACCGAUGUAUAUGGAAGCAACACAGACUUGAGCUCAAAUGGAAUCAACGCCAGAUUUCUGAGAUCCUACAUGGGAGGAAUGCCUUGUGAUCUGCUUAAACCCAACUCAGAUGAACGGUAUAACCUCCAACUGGUUUCUCAAUCUUCACAAAUGGGAUACAUGAGCUGCAAAAUGACGGGGACGUUUGUUGGUCAUCAAAACCUGAGUUACAUUCUUGAUGCAGACUUUGGGAGGAGUCAGGCAGUGAAGAAGCUCUACAGGGUUUCAGCUUUGGGCAAGCUGUCCAUGUUUCAGACCUUUGCAGAGGUGACAGGGGUCUUUCCUUCAGAGGGUAGCAUCAUGGGUGGAACUCUGUUGACCGUUCAGGGUCGUUUUUUUGACGAAACUGAUCAACCAGCACGCGUUCUCGUUGGAGGCCUGCCUUGUGAAGUCCAGAGUGUGGACGAUGACAGAAUCACAUGCAAGACUGCAGAACACCAGAUGAACAAGAACGCAGCAGUCUACCCGGGCGGAAGAGGCUUGAAAAUGGAGGUGUGGAACAACUCGCGGCCCUCUUCUCUCAGCAAUAUUUGGAGCUACAACAAGAACACAACUGGCUACUGGUCUCAGUGGAUCGACUCCAUGCCCUACGUCUUCCCCAGAGAAAUGGAUUACUUCACCACACGAUUUACAGGCUUCUUUGUCCCUCCUGCCACCGGCAACUACACGAUAUACUUGAACUGUGAUGAUCGAUGUGAUCUCUAUCUCAGCAACUCGAGCCGCCCUGAAAAUAAGGUUAAAGUUGCAUAUCAGCCAUAUUAUGUCAUUGACUACACACAACUGGCGUCACAAAAGUCACAAGUACUGGCCUUGGAGAAAGACAAACCGUAUUACAUGGAAAUUCUUCAACAGGAAUAUGGCGGUGCAGCUGCCAUCAACUUGGGCUUGUUCCAAGGGGAGAGUUCCUACACAGAAGACCAGACGGAUGAUGCUGUCAAUGAAGUCCAGGACAUUGGUGCUGAUUACGACGUGUUUGAUGAGGAGCAGGUGGUUACCUUUGACAUGUGGCCCGCCAAUGUGGCUGGAGUCAAGGAAGUCCAGAACGUGACUGUGAGCAGCAGCUGUUCUGACGCACUCUGUAGUAGCGCCUUCUUCAGCCUCGGCUAUGGACGUGCCAUGACUGCACCGAUCCCAGUCAGCGCUUCAGCAGCUGAGGUAGAAACAGCCUUGAACAGCCUGUGGUCCAUCAAACCCGACACGGUCAUGGUCACCAAACAACAAAGCAGCGAAGGGUCUCACUUUAUAGUCACUUUCAAUUCUGACAGAGGUGACUUUGAACCUCUUCACUUUGAGGUUUUUGGUUCGGACACCAACAUCACUGUUGCUGAGGUUACCAAGGGGAGGGGCAACAUGAAAACCUUCACUCUGCUCUGGGGAGGAAUCCCUACAAAGCCCAUCGCCUUCAAUGCAUCCAAAUCUGAGGUUCAGUCGGCUCUGGAAGACCUGAUGAAAGCAGAGUGUCCGGGGGAGAUCUUGACUUUUGAAGGCACUGAUGUGAAAUACUUCAAAGACUUUGAAAAUGACAAUUCGCAGUUCAAUAUUGCAAACGAAGGGACGCCUGUAGAUCACUCGGGAUUCUGUGGCCGGUGGUCGCUGAAGAACGCCGAGAUCCUUUUCAAGGACAGCUACACAACAGAGUCUGGAGAUACAUAUGGACCGGUUUCAUUGGACAAGCACCCAAUGCUUUGCUUUGCAUACAAGGGAAUGUUGAAAGAUGAAGUUGGAAUGAGGUUCACUUACCAGGACAGCAAAGGCAAAACGCUAACACUCACAACAAAGAUCAACACUAUCUUCAACAAGGGCUCCAAAUGGAGUUACAAAUGCAUGAAUCUGCAAAGUUCUCUGCAGACACAAUACAUUGGGAGCAGAUACAGUCUGCUGGAGUUCUACCUGUACAAGGAUACUUCUGGUGAAGAUUUCUACAUAGAUGUCGUUCAUAUUGGAAAGAUGGCCACUGCAAUUGAUGAAAAUGCUGUUCCUAACAAGAGGAGGCCCGCUCCUUUUGAGGAUUCUGGUCGGUUCUUCGAGUUGAUCUCCGUCAGCAAGCAUGCAUCGUCUGCUUCACGGAUCAGCUAUGAGAUCAAAGCCACACCUCUAGACUGUGCAUUUGAUUUUCCACUGCUAGGCGUUGGCUUCCUGCAGAUGUCCAACAACAGUGAGGACGCGGCUGAGUUUAAAGAAGGAGCUGCCACAGUGACCAUCGCCCGCCCUCACCGAGCCUCCCCUCCUCUGAACGGCACUUUUGAUGCGAUGAUUUACGGUGGUCGAGCUGAAGGUUUAUCUGUGGACAUCAGUGAGGAGGACCUGAAGUAUGCCCUGGAGGGAAUUGCAGGGAUGGGCCAGGUCACCGUCCAAAAGUCUGGAACCUGCAGACGUCCCCAGUGGAGCGUUAAGUGGCUCACAAAGCCAGGAGACCAACCUCUGAUCCAGUUCGAUUACUCGUCAGUUGUCGGGGAAAAUGUCAUUAUUUCGGCCACGGAAACACGAAAGGGAGGUCUGUGGAUUCGAAGCCUGACAGGAGACUUUUUCCGAGUGUGGGAAACCAAACCACAGGUGGAGGUUCAAAUCAACGGCAUCCCAUCAAAGUGUUCUGGUGACUGCGGCUUUAUAUGGUCCGAAAAGAAAACUCCAGUCGUGACAGGAAUCAGCCCUUCGCAAGGUUCUAAUGGUCUGGGGACUCUCUUAACUGUCACUGGGACUGGCUUCAGCAGUGAAAAUGCUUCCAUCAUGGUGGGAAAGGCCAGGUGCCACGUUGAAGCAACCACAGCUACCACUCAAGUAUGCAGACUUGGCAGCACCAGUGCCGGCACCUACCCAGUGUUAGUAAGCUUCCCCUCUCUGGGCGAUUCACGCUUUUCAGACAGCAACUUCCUCUUUACCUACCAGCUCAUCGUGUCUUCUUUCAUCCCGCUCUCUGGAAGCGUUGCAGGAGGGACUCUGCUGACAGUGAGAGGCUUUGGCUUCAGCCAGAACGCUACAGUUACUGUUGGCAGUGCAGAGUGCACACUGAUUGAUUCAACUGACACUGAACUGAAAUGCAGAACACCAGCAGGAGCUGUGGGAUCACAGACGGUCACAGUGUUGUUGGGAAACAUGAGUCAGACGGCCAUCAGCUCCUUCACCUACGAUAAUAACCUCACCCCACAGAUCACAGGCCUGAAUCCCCUGACCACCACUGUGAUUGGCCACCGAGUUCUCACCAUCCAAGGUUUGAACCUCGGGCAGCAAGACAAUGACAGCAUCGUGCUUGUAGGAAGGAGGGAAUGUGUCACUGUGCUUUGGACGGAAGCAAACAUCACCUGUCUUCUCCCUGUGCUGCCACCUGGCAUGCAUGAGGUGGACGUACAGGUUGGGAACAAUGGCUACCCCCAGACGAGCAAUGGUGUAAACACGACCAUUGAGUACAUCCUGGAAGUCUACAGCGUCUCGCCGUUGUUCGGUUCUUUGAUGGGAGGAACCGAGCUGACCGUUUCUGGCUCUGGGUUCAGCAGCAACGUAUCUGACAACACUGUGUCUGUUGGAAACGCUGCUUGUGAAGUCACGGCCGCCUCAGAGAAUGAGCUGCAGUGUGUUGUGCAAUCAGAGGAGAAGACCCACAUCGUUACCAACCAGGGAUUCGAUCGCGUUUAUGGGCAGGGAAAUGCGUGGAGUCCAGCCUCACUCACCGUAUUCAUUGGCGACACGGUAAUGUGGCGUUGGGAGGCACCAGCCUUUCAGGAAGUUGGGUACCGGGUCUUCAGUGUUUCCAGCCCAAGCGGUACCUCUUAUGAAGGAGGACCUUUCACCAGUGGAGAGACCAAAACUGCCCAAGGUUCACGUCGUGUCUCCAGAGCAGCGCCACAGUGCAUUGCCUCCCCGCAGUGCCAACAGUCCAAUCAGACUGAUACGCUUUCCCUCAGCACCUCCGCCUGCUCCACUCCCAUGGUUUACUCCAUUUCUCCCAACCAGGGCUCAUACCACAAAGCGAUCCAGAUCAAGGGCAAAAGCUUCAGCGACGUGGCCUGUGCUAACGAGGUGAUGGUGGGAGAUCAACCCUGUCAGGUGAUCAACAGCUCCCAAUCUGAGAUUAACUGCCAGCUCAGUCCCAGCAGUGAACUUCCCAUCGGCCUUGCUCUCCCUGUGGCCGUCAGAGUCAACAACCUAGGCAGCGCCGUCAUCGCUGUGCCAAAUGAGCUUGAGCGUCGCUUUGUGGUUCUCCCAGUGGUUGACUCAGUCUCGCCUCCUAUUGGAAGCCCCACUGGCCACACUAGGCUCCUCAUCCGCGGUUCUGGCUUCUCAGAGGGACUCGUAAUUGUAGCCAGCGAGCUCUGUCGCAUCCAGUCUCUUAAUUACACUUCGAUCAUCUGCGACACGGCGCCUUCUCAGCCACACAUCGGUGAUGUCAUCUUUUACAUGGGCCAAAUCCAAAGCGCCUGCCACUCAAACUGCUCCUUCCGCUACUCCUCGUCCGUCACUCCCACAGUUACCGGCAUUUCCCCGGACAGCAUUGAUGAUGUCACUACUGUGACCAUCUCUGGCUCAGGGUUUGGCAGCAGCGUGGAUGAUGUGGCAGCUUUUGCUGGGUUGACAGAGCUAGAAGUAACCGCUGUGACCGACGGCAACAUCAGCGCAAGAGUCAGCGCUCUGCCUGCAGGUGACCACUCAGUCAAAGUGAUUGUGAGAAGCAAAGGCCUCGCUUCUGGUCAGGUCACCCUGAGCAGUAAGGCACAAGCAACCCUGAACCCCAACGUGGGCAGCCUGGCGGGAGGAACGCCACUUAUCUUCACAGGAAAUGGCUUCGCUCGAGGGAACACAAGCGUGAUGGUCGGUAGGAAACCCUGCAAGAUUCAGGAGGUGACGCCGGGUCGUCUUAUCUGCCUGACGCCUCCUAACACUGUGGGGCUGGUGACCGUCAUUUUGCAGGUCUUCUCUGUGCAGUAUCCUCCUCUCAGCUUCACCUACUCCACCGCCCACACUCCUGUCAUCAGCUCCAUCAGCCCCACCACAGGACCGAGCGGGUCCGUCAUCACCCUGACAGGUUCAGGCUUCGGCAAUGACUCUCAGCUCAUCACCAUCACCAUAAAUGGCGUCCCUUGCAAUGUUUCCACGGUCUCCGACACACAGGUCCAGUUCGCCGCAGGAAACAAUCCAGGGGCGACAUACCCAGUCAUGCUGCAUCACCAGGUCAAAGGUUUUGCCCAGUCAGGAGUCGUGUUCACGUAUGAACUGACGCUCAGCAGUGUGCAGCCCAGUGAAGGUAGUUUCGGUGGCAGUGCGCUGCUGUCCAUCCAGGGCUCUGGGUUUGAUCCACUCAACUCCACUGUGCGGAUCUGUGGGGAGGAAUGCCAGGUUCACAGAGAAACAUCCACAUCCACCCAUCUGUACUGCCAGUCUCCACCUCACAACAGCACUCAGUCAGAGGUCAGCUGCGUUGUAGCCGUCAUUAACCCACAUGAUGCGGUCAACGUGUCAAACGGCUUCACCUAUAGAUCUCAGCUGACUCCAGUGAUCACUCAGGUUUCUCCUCGCAGAGGCGGCACUGCUGGAGGCACCCGACUCACAGUCACCGGCUCUGGUUUCAGCACUGACAUUAACGAGAUCAACGUGACGAUCGCAGAGUCCGUGUGUGACGUGCAGUCCGCCAACAGCACGCACAUCAUCUGCGUGACCAGCGCUCAGGGGCAAUCUCAGGAAACCAAAGUCAGAGUCAGCAUCGGAAACCAAGGCAUCGCCAAGAUGGACAACGCAGAUUUCUUUUACAUUGACGUGUGGUCGUCCAAGUUCACGUGGGGAGGUCUGUCUCCACCAGAGGAGGGCACAUUCGCUGUUAUUACUAAAGGCCAGACCAUCCUGCUGGACACCAACACACCUGUGCUCAAAAUGCUGCUUAUUCAAGGAGGGACGUUAGUGUUCGAUGAAGCCGACAUCGAGCUGCAGGCUGAAAACAUCCUGAUCACCGACGGCGGUCGGCUCCAGAUCGGACAGGAGGGAGCGCCGUUCCAACACAAAGCCAUCAUCACGCUCCACGGUCAACUGCGUUCACCUGAACUUCCUGUUUAUGGAGCCAAGACGCUGGCUGUCAGAGAGGGCGUGUUGGACCUCCAUGGUAUUCCUGUGCCGAUCCCCUGGACCCACUUGGCCCAAACAGCAAACAGUGGCUCAAAAACAUUGAACCUGAUGAAGGCGGUGACGUGGAAAGUAGGAGAUGAGAUCGUUAUUGCCACCACUGGACACAGGCACAGUCAAGGAGAGAAUGAGGUGAGGAGGAUCGCCGCUGUGUCGGCUGAUGGAAUGACUCUCACCCUGACCGAACCGCUGAACUACACUCACCUCGGGGUGUCCGUGACGCUGCCUGAUGGUACAGUGUUUGAGGGCAGAGCUGAGGUGGGGCUCCUCACCAGGAACAUCGUCGUGCGAGGUUCACAGAAUCAAGAAUGGAAUGACAAGGUUGAAGCCUGCCCGGGCGGCUUCAACACAGGUGAGUUUACCACCCAGACAUGUUUCCAAGGACGAUUUGGAGAGGAGGCCGGCAGCGAUCAGUUUGGAGGUUGCAUCAUGUUCCACGCCCCCAGACCAAACGAGAAUCUUGCGAUUGGCCGAUUGGAAUAUGUUGAGGUUUUUCACGCCGGACAGGCCUUCAGGUUGGGACGUUAUCCCAUCCACUGGCAUCUGAUGGGAGACAUCAAUUACAAGUCGUACGUGAGGGGCUGUGCGAUUCAUCAGACCUUCAACAGGGCCGUAACAAUCCACAACACCCACCGGCUUCUGGUGGAGCACAAUGUGAUCUACAACAUCAUGGGUGGGGCUUUCUUCAUUGAGGACGGCAUUGAGACGCAGAACAUCCUUCAGUACAACUUGGCUGUGUUUGUUAAACAAAGCACCAGCCUGCUAAAUGAUGACGUCACUCCCGCCGGCUACUGGGUCACAAAUCCCAAUAACAUCAUUCGCCACAACGCCGCUGCAGGGGGAACGCAUUUUGGCUUCUGGUACCGCAUGCAUGACCGCCCUGAUGGCCCUUCCUACAACCCAAACAUCUGCCAGAAGAGAGUUCCCCUUGGUGAGUUUUAUAACAACACUGUGCACUCUCAGGGCUGGUUUGGACUGUGGAUCUUCCAAGACUUUUUCCCCAUGAAGAACGGAGGGUGCCAGUCCUCGAUCCCCGAGCCCGCUGUCUUCCGUUCUCUCACCACCUGGAACUGCGAAAAGGGUGCUGAGUGGGUCAAUGUAGGCGCCGUGCAGUUCAACAACUUUCUCAUGGUCAACAAUGAGAAAGCAGGCAUCGAAGCCAAGCGUAUCGUUCAAUGGGCUGUGAAGGGCUUUGGAGAAGACGGCGGGGCGACGGUGUCCAAUAGCACCUUAGUGGGUCACGUGGACGAGCUCGGACUAGGCAGCGACUUCUGCACGCACCGCGGCGUCAUCCUGCCUUUCGACGACGGCAUGAGCGUCAUUAACAGCAAGUUCAUCAACUUCAACCGCAGCUCCUGCGCAACCAUCGGGGUAACCUCGAUCGACGGGGUGUGUGUGGAGCUCUGUGGUGGCUGGGCUGCCAGGUUCAGUGGCAUCCAGUACAUGAACUCACCCAACAAGGCCGGCUUCAGGUGGGAGCAUGAAGUGCAGCUGGUGGACACUGAUGGCUCCCUCACAGGAAACAUAAAUCAUGUAGUUGUGCCUAUGAGCGACCUGCUGGAUCCUGCUCACUGCUCCCAGAGUGCCGAGUGGAGCGUGGGUUUCCCCGCCGCUGUGUGCGACGAAACUGUUAACUUCCACCGUCUGGCGUUUAACAACCCCUCCCCAAGCUCUCUGGUGGCCAAGAACGUCAUUCUAACCAACUCACAUGGGAGCUCCAGGGUCCCCUUUUUGAAGAAGAGACUAACUCAUCCAUUUGGAUGGAUGGCCUUGCUGCCCUCUGGACAGACGUACAACUGGUAUUUUGAAAAUGUGGAUCACGUGACCAACAUCACUUACAGCGGAAAAUUCUACAGCUUUAAGCGGGAUCAGUAUGUCAUCGUCAACCACAACUUCACGCAGAGUCCAGACAGUUUCCAGAUCAUCGACACGAGAAACGGCUCAUUGACGCCACUGAGCUUCAGCAACAACAGGAACGGAGAUUGGUACUUCAAUAAAAGCUCCAACAACCUCUACUACAUCGUGUCUGGGAAGACAAGCCAGCGCAGGCGGAGGUCCAGCGUUGACCGAUCUAUGAUUGACGUUCAGACAAACUUUGCGGUCUUCCGCUGUUUCUACCCCAACUGCAUCCCUCCAACACCACCGCCUCCAGCCACUCUCGCGCCAUUACCUAGCCGCCGACCUGGUAACUUCAUCCGAUGGUCCAAUGCUUCUUUCUGGAAAGGCUCGGCAGAAAACAACUUCACCGAGCCAACAGAGGGUGGCGACGUGGUCAUCCCAUCAGGGCAGUGGGUCGUUUUGGACACCGACACUCCUCUUCUCAACAAGCUCACAGUUAUCGGAGUCCUUGAGAUCCCCGACACCAUGAACAGCUCAUCUACCAGACAGGCCCGGUCUGUACCCGCGUACAACACUGUGGCUAUAGAUGCUGUCUACAUCUCCAUCCAGGGCGGCCGACUGAUUGCGGGAUGGAACGACGAGCCGUUCAGAGGUCAGCUGUACAUCAAGCUGAGAGGGAACCACCGCACUCCGGACUGGCCUCUGCCAAACGGACCCAACCAGGGAUCCAAAGUCUUGGGCGUGUUCGGCACACUGGAGCUCUACGGACUUCCUCGCAAUGUUUACCGCACCAAACUCGCCGCUACUGCUAACGCUGGAUCCAACACACUGACCCUGUCGCAGUCGGUCGACUGGCAGGUUGGAGACGAGGUUGUAAUCUCCACCAGCAGCUACACCACAUGGGAGACGGAAAAACGUCAGAUCGCUGCCGUGUCAGCGGAUGGCUUCGUCCUGACCCUGAACCAGCCUUUGACCCACACUCAUAUUGGUGGGACUGACUCUGUGUCAGGUACGACUUUCUCCUACACUCUGGCAGCUGAUGUUGGUCUCCUGACCAGAAACAUCAAGAUCAUCGGUCAGGAUUAUCCAACUAUGAUGCAAGACUCGUUUGGAGCCAGGCUGCUCGUCGGCACCUACUCCUGGGAGGGAAUCAACUAUAAAGGCAAAGCUCAGAUCAGGAACGUGGAGUUCUACCACUCUGGCCAGGAAGGCUGGACUGACUACAGCGACCCACGCUACUCUGUGGCCUUCCUCAAUCUGGGAGAGGUGACAGAAAAAGAGUCAUACAUUCAGGGCUGCGCUUUCCACGACGGCUUCUCUCCGGCAGUCGGCGUUUUUGGAACAGACGGCCUUAAUGUUGAUGAUAACAUCAUCCACCACACUGUCGGAGAAGGCAUCAGAAUUUGGGGAAAUAAGGUGAAACUGAGGAGGAACUUGGUGAUGAUGACACUGUGGCCUGGAUCGUACCAAGGCAGAGAGGAGCCUUUCAACUUUGACUGGAAUGCUGCCAUUGAGGUUAGCGAGGGGACAAACAUCAUGCUGCAGCACAACAUUGUGGCGGGUUAUGAGAGAGUGGCGUAUCGCAUUGAUGGCGAACCAUGCCCAGGUUAUAUAAAUGAUAAUGAGGCUUGGAUUCAUAACGAGGCUCACGGCGGUCUGUUCGGGGUCUAUCUGAACAAUGACGGUUUGCCUGGUUGCGCCCACAUCCAGGGUUUCUUUGUCUGGAGGAGCUUUGACUACGGCAUCUACUUCCAGACCAUCAUGAAUGUCACGGUUUCCAACGUGACCCUGGUGGACAACGGCAUGGGAAUCAUGCCUAUGAUCUAUGGUCCCCCUUCUCUCUCCCAUGAAUUUGCCAAUAAAACAGUGCUAAUUCAGAAUUCCUUAAUUGUUGGCAGCAGCCCGAGCUUCAACUGCUCAGACACUUUGCCAAACAUCGACUUUAAUUUGGCCACCACUUCAGGCCAUCGGGCUCCCAGACCUAUCCAAGGUGGCAGAUCUGGAAUCUGCUGGCCAAAUUUCCAGUCUGCCCACAACAGUGCACCAGCUAAGGCUCAUCAUGUAAACAUGAACUACAACUCUAUUAAAGGGCUGAUGACAGUCAAAGACACAACAUUUGUCAACUUCAGAAAUGUCUGCUCUUCUGAGGCAAACGUCAUGUUCAUCACAAACCCACUGAAUGAAGACCUGCAGCACCCUGUGCAGAUUUCAGGCAUUCAGAUGAUCAACAGCACAGACGAGGCCAAAGUGUUUAUCCACAGACCUGAUUUGGGUAAAGUAAACCCUGCUGACUGUGUGGACAUGGACUGUGACGCGAAGAAGAAGAGCUUGUUGAAUGACUUGGAUGGGUCGUUCCUAGGGGCAGUGGGCGCUGUGGUGCCACAAUCCCAGUAUGAGUGGGGAGGAGAUCCCAGGAGGGGGCUGGGCGACUAUCGCAUCCCCAAAGUCAUGCUGACAGCCCUCAAUGGCAGCCGAAUCCCGGUGAACCAGAUUGCUCCAAACAAAGGUGUGAUCAGGAGAACAUGCACCUACAUGAGUUCCUGGCAGAGCUACAAGUGCUUCGGCCUGAACUACAGGAUGUUGGUGAUUGAAAGUCUCGACGCUGACACGGAGACCAGACGUCUGUCCCCCGUCGCUGUGGUUGGAGACGGCUACGUGGAUCUGAUCAACGGUCCUCAGGAUCACGGUUGGUGUUCUGGCUACACCUGCCAGAGGAGACUUUCCCUCUUCCACAGUAUCGUAGCCACUGGUCACUCCUUUGACGUCUACUUCACGAGCGUCAGCCCGCAAAAGCUUCGCCUCAUGAUGCUCAACUCUAAUCCAUCUGAGAGCAUCGUGGUGUCAGUGUUUUAUUCCAACCCUCAGCGUCUGGAUGUGUAUGUCAAUAAUCAACUGAUCGCUCCCACUAAUGCUGAGUGGAAUGCUGAUAACACUAACUACAUCUUGAAGAAACCGAUCCUUGCAGGUCAGUACGUCCCCGAGCUAAAUGCCACUGUGGGCACCAACUACUUUGACCAGGACUAUAAGAUGCUGAAGGUCGUGCUGAGAGGCUCUCAACCAGUGGAGAUCCGUACUGCCCCGGUUCUCGUCAUCGCCUUUGGGUUCCCCGCAAUGACCGAGGAGGAGUUCUAUGGCAACAGCCUGGUCCAGAACCUCGCCGUGUUCCUCAAAGUUCCUCCCAACAUGAUCCGCAUCUCCAAGAUCAUCAGGGAGAACGGAGGCGCGCGUCGCAGGAAGAGAUCCACGGGCCUGACGGUGGAGGUGGAGAUCAAAAAGCCUCCUGUCCAGCAAACCACAAACAGCACCAACGAUGACGAGGACUUUACACUGCUGAAGAACAUCGCUGAUGAACUGGGUCAGGCAGCAGUGACCGGAAACCUCAGUCAGUCCAUCGGUUUUAACGUCUCCUCCAUUGGCAUGGUCCCACCUCCUCCUCCAUCCUCUGACCCCAGCUGGAAUGAGGUGGCGACAGAGGAAGUAACGAGAGAGGAACCUACCGUGAAUUACGUGUCCGGCGUGGACCGCCUGCUGCUGAUCGAGGAGCCGAUAGCCGGGGAGUUUGUGGGUCCUCUUUACCAGCAGCCCAGUCUGAUGGCUGUGGAUGCAGAGGGAAACUGCGUCUCCGUGGGAGUGACGACUCUCAUGGUUACAGCCAGCCUGAAGGACUCUGAUGGAAACAGCGUUGGUGGGCUUGAAGGAAACACAACCAUCCUGUUCAGAACCUGCUGGGCCAACUUCAGCGACCUGUCCAUUGUUAACAGCGGUGAGAACCUGACAAUGGUCUUCACUUUGAAGGACUGGGGCACCACAUCCAGAGCCUUCUCCAUUAAGAACACUCCCACCACUCAGAUCCCGACGACCAGCAGCAACAUUACAGAGCCGACACCUACCACGACCACUGGUCAGGUCACCGACGACAGCAUCUUCGGCUCUGGCACCACUGCUUCUGCUGGCGCUCUGUGCCUGGCUAGCGUUAUCUACACCGUGGCCUGCUGCUCCGAUGCUGUCCCCAUAGGUUAGAAGAGCUCAGCCCGCUUUAUGAAGGAUAAUGUAAAGUCACGUUAACAUGAAGGACGAAAACUAACCUCUUGUUCAAAGUUUAUUGUGAGUGGUAUAUUUUUCCAUUGCUUAUAGCCUUCAGAUCAAUAUCCAUUAGAACAAAAAUCUUCUCAGGUAAAAGGGAUUUAUGAAGAAUACAACAACAAAUAAUCAUUUUUACUAUUUCAAGAGGUAAAAGUAAAGCUUUUCUUGAAUGAUUUUGUGCAUUAGAUGUUAAUUUCUGUUAGUUUUUGGGUUCUUUCAUUGUAUUUUGUGUAAGAUUUAAUAUGGGUGUGAGGUCCAAAUAGAUUACCUCUACUUUUAAAAAGUGCAGCAGUGAAAUUGAAACUGCAAACAGCUGAAGGAAAACAAGAAAUUUUGCAACAGUUUUCUGCAUGUUAAUGAUUGUUUGAAACUACACUUUCUUUUCAAUAAAUUGUGUUUUUUAUC